This is a messenger RNA of Arabidopsis arenosa, 1285 nucleotides long. NCBI's taxonomy places the organism in Eukaryota, Viridiplantae, Streptophyta, Magnoliopsida, Brassicales, Brassicaceae. The record is from the annotation of a GenBank genome assembly.
CUCUCUCUCUGUCCCGCGGAGUCCCCGAGAGAUCGAUCACCACCUUUGACCCUUCCUUGUACUACCUAUGGCGUCUGCUAGCUUCGUCAAGCCUAACACCCUCUCUUCUCCAUGGAUCGGCCAACGCUCCUUUGCUCACACCUCUGCUUCUCCUCCUCGAGUCUCCUUCGCGAUCCGCGCCGGUGCUUACUCCGACGAGCUUGUUAAAACCGCCAAAAGCGUGGCAUCCCCUGGGAGAGGUAUCUUGGCGAUCGAUGAGUCAAAUGCGACCUGUGGGAAGAGGCUCGCUUCUAUCGGCUUGGAUAACACUGAGGACAACCGUCAGGCCUACAGGCAACUUCUGCUUACCACUCCUGGCCUCGGCGAUUACAUCUCUGGUGCCAUCCUCUUCGAGGAGACUCUUUACCAGUCCACCAAGGACGGCAAGACCUUUGUCGAUUGCUUGCGCGAUGCCAACAUCGUCCCUGGCAUCAAAGUUGACAAGGGCUUGUCUCCCCUGCCUGGCUCCAACGACGAGUCUUGGUGCCAAGGCUUGGAUGGAUUGGGCUCACGCUCUGCUGAGUACUACAAGCAAGGCGCUCGUUUUGCCAAAUGGAGGACAGUUGUGAGUGUUCCUUGCGGUCCUUCAGCACUGGCUGUGAAGGAAGCUGCGUGGGGCCUGGCUCGCUAUGCAGCCAUCUCUCAGGAGAAUGGUCUUGUGCCCAUUGUGGAGCCAGAGAUCCUUCUGGACGGGGACCACCCCAUUGAGAGGACUCUGGAGGUGGCAGAGAAAGUGUGGUCUGAGGUGUUCUUCUACUUGGCCCAGAACAACGUCAUGUUUGAGGGCAUUCUGUUGAAGCCGAGCAUGGUCACCCCAGGUGCUGAGCACAAGAACAAGGCCUCUCCCGAGACCGUUGCAGAGUUCACGCUCACCAUGCUCAAAAGGAGGGUUCCUCCGGCUGUCCCAGGAAUCAUGUUUCUGUCAGGAGGACAAUCGGAGGCAGAGGCCACACUGAACCUGAACGCCAUGAACCAGAGCCCAAACCCAUGGCAUGUGUCCUUCUCCUACGCACGUGCCCUGCAGAACUCCGUGCUGAGGACGUGGCAAGGCAAGCCGGAGAAGAUUGAGGCCUCGCAGAAGGCACUGUUGGUGAGGGCAAAGGCUAACUCACUGGCCCAGCUCGGCAAAUACUCAGCAGAGGGCGAGAACGAGGAUGCCAAGAAAGGGAUGUUUGUCAAGGGUUACACCUACUGAUUGUUAAAUUUGGUCCCAUUUCAAAGAUCGUAAUAAGGACCCUUGUUGUCU